CCGGGCUCCGAUUCGGUGCGAUUUGGGUUCUAUGCUGCGGCAGAGGUGCCGAGCGAUGUGGAUAGGAUAACUUGUGAAUCCUCCCAUGUAGGGCAGACCUUGUUUUCUUUUGCGUUGAUUGAACUGGUAAAAUCAUCAUUCUCGUAAAAAAAAACUGGUAAAACCUGGCUAAAAUGAUCGAUCUUCUUGCGUCGGUUGCUUUGCUAGCGAAGUGCAAUCCAAUUUGUAUCCGCUCGUUUGUAGGUUUUACUACUAAAUGGUGUGAUUUUACCCACUUAUUUUUCUUCGUUUUAAUUUUAUGUUAAUUCAGAUUGUGUUGCCGACGUGUUGCUAUUCUUCUUCUGUCGUUUGCCAUUAAAAAAAUGGCUACUAGGUUCUUUAAUUUGCACUCCACCAAAACACGAAAUUAGGUCCAGCUUUACCUCAAGGAUGCCUUGAACAAUUUAAUGAUCGGUACACUUGUUAUGGACAUUGUGGCACAACCAACAGUAGUGGUUACUUACUUCCCCGAUGAAAAAAAAUGAACGGUUAGUUUGCUGUGCCUGUCAGUAUGGAAGUCAUUUGCGUUGUAGCCUGUCAUGAUUCUGUCCAAUCCUUUGCAGGUUUAAUUAAAAUCUGUGUAGGACGAUCAUAUUUCAUUUUGUCACCAGUCAGAUUCUUAACUAGCGCCAUGCUAUUUACUUCAGUUUGUCUUACAUUAGAAUAGAUGCACAUAUUAUGUACAUUAUUAUCUACUUUCUCACUGUGCUUUUUCUUCCUGUCCCUUUCCUUUUCAUUCCAUUCAUUUCAUGGAAUAUUGCCACCUUUCAAUUACACCAUCAGCAUGCUUGUCCCCCGUUUGUAUACCCUUGCCGUCUCUCUCUCCUUGCUUGUUCAGGAUUGUGUUCUUGAGAACCUCACCCUGAGCAUACGCAAUUUCUUCAUUUGCUCCUUAAAGCAAUUCCGUGCUAUCCAGUUUGUCACCUAUGGCUACAUCCAAGUUGAUAUUAGUGCAUACCACUUGUUCUACUUGUUUCUGUUGUUUUUUGUCCUAUCCACAUGUCAUCAAUUUGCUCUCCCGAUAUUUUUGGCUCCUGUGCUCUUUCCUUAGUUGCCUUGCAACUUCGAGCUCUUCAAGAUGCCUAGGAGGACAGAAGAUGCUGCUUUUCCCAACCAAGUUGAACCAGAAGAAUGCUUGGAGUUUGAUGAUCAUGAAGAGGAGGUAGAAGAGGAAGAGGUUGAGUAUGAAGAAAUUGAGGAGGAGGUAGAGGAGGUAGAGGAGGAGGUGGAGGAGGACGACGAUAUUUUGGAGGAAGUAGAGGAGUCAGAGGAGGAGGAAGACCCUGAAGAAAGAGAAUUUGAUGACAGUGACAGCAAAUUGGAAGUUGUUCAUCAGCAGGUUGAGGCCGAAGAUGGGAAUGACAGAGAGAAGCAUGCGGAGCUUCUUUCUCUUCCUCCUCAUGGAUCUGAAGUAUAUGUUGGGGGCAUCUCCACUGGGGCAUCUUCUGAAGAUCUCAAGAAACUAUGCGAGCCAGUUGGCGAAGUUGUGGAAGUGAGAAUAAUGCAAGGCAAGCCGGGCAAAAUGGAUUAUGCUUUUGUUACUUUCAGAACUAAGAAUCUCGCUUUGAAGGCCAUCGAAAAAUUGGACAAUUCAACUUUCAAGGGAAAUAGGAUAAAUGUUUCUUCCUCGCAGGCUAAGAACAAGCUAUUUGUUGGAAAUGUUCCUCGCAGUUGGGCACAUGACGAUUUGAAAAAGGCUGUGGAAGAGGUUGGUCCUGGAGUAUUAAAAGUUGAUCUCAUUAAGGACAAGCGUACGGAUGGCAAUAAAGGUUAUGGUUUUGUUGAAUACCAUAAUAAUGCAUGUGCUGAGUAUUCGAAGCAGAAGAUGUCUACAGAAGAUUUCAAACUAGAUACAAACUCUCCUACUGUCAGCUGGGCAGAUGUUAAGAAUGUUGAUUCUACCUCUGCCGGCUCUACUUCACAGGGAAAAUCUGUAUAUGUCAAAAACCUGCCCAUGGAUGUUACUCCAAAGCAGCUGAAAAAGCUGUUUGAGCACCAUGGUGAAAUUAUAAAAGUUGUUCUCCCCCCUUCAAAAGAUGGUCAUGAUAAUAGGUAUGGUUUUGUUCACUUUAAGGACCAUCACAUGGCCAUGAAGGCUGUGAAGAACACAGAGAAAUAUGAGCUGGACGGUCAGCUCCUGGAAUGCUCGCUUGCAAAACCUCCUGCCGAUAGAAAGGACGAGGCCGUAUCAGUAUCUAAUGCAAAAGGUGGUCCGUUGCUCCAUGCCCCACUUGGAUAUGGUAUCAUGCCACGACCAGAUGCCUAUGGUGCACCUCCUGCUUACGGUGCACCCCCUGCUUAUGGUGCACAGCCUUUGUUGUAUGCCCCAGGAGCUCCUCCUGGUGCAGCAAUGGUUCCAAUGCUUCUACCGGAUGGACGUCUUGUAUAUGUUGUACAACAGCAUGCAGUGCAGCAGCACUACGCUUCCCCUCCACCCCAAGUGCGGCAGCAUCAGCAUUUCUCAUCUCAUUCUUCACAUGCACGGCAAAGUGGACACCAUGGUGGUGGUAGUGGUGGGGGCAGUGGUGGAUCAAGCAGGUACGGGUCUGGUACAAAGCGGCCGAGGGGAGAUGACAACAGCAGCAGCAGCCGCAACAAUGGCCGGCAACGUCGAUAGUGGACUUAGGAGGUGUGCGGUACUUUUGGUUCUAGCAUCAGCUAGGAGUAAUAAGUCCAUGUUUUCCCCCCUCAGAUUUUUUGACAAACCUACCUGCUCAACCUUGUCCCUGUGAACUGCAAAACCAUCUUUUCUGCACCACUAUCUUUAGUUUCUGCUAUGGCGGGUCCAGUUUAGAACCGACAGGAACUACACUGGUGUCUGAUGUUCGUGCUAGCUAGGCUGCCCAUCCAGAGCAGACUGCAGAACAACAGCAAAUGACACUCUUGUGUGGACUAGCUUAGUUUCAGUUCAUUCUACAGCUAUGAAUUUGUUUGUUGAUCCUUUGAAUUGCAUGCACGAACAGAAAUACCAAAUGGUUUCAUAAAAUUAGUAUCAGUUAAUACAACAUUCAUGUGAUGGCUAUCGUCAGAUAA
Molecule: messenger RNA, 3072 nt
Organism: Lolium perenne
Lineage: Eukaryota; Viridiplantae; Streptophyta; Magnoliopsida; Poales; Poaceae
Source: RefSeq, a predicted model, not a curated record